AUGUCUCUGGAUCUUGAACAUCAUCUCACCUUUUAUGGUGCUUACCACCAUAAUUCUGUCAAUAUUGCCAUUCACAUGGUCUGCGUUCCCCUCAUUCUCAUCUCGGGGUUCUCUCUGGCCACAUACAGCGGCACUCUCAUCCACACACCGGAGUGGCUCACUGUUCCUUACUUGGAGCUUAACCUUGGCAUCAUUGCUGCUAGUCUUUACUCCCUGCUUUAUCUGCUGUUGGAGCCUUUUGCUGGCUUUCUUUUGGCCAUCUUCUGCAUGGGUGGAGCAGCUUUCGUCAACUACUUGCGCCAACAGAACCCCGACUCAACCUUCCAGGGUGCUCUGGCUGUGCACAUCGUCUGCUGGAUCUUCCAGUUCAUCGGCCAUGGAAAGUAUGAGGGCCGUGCUCCCGCUCUGCUCGACAACCUUAUCCAGGCCGUCUUUCUGGCUCCCAUGUUUGUGUGGCUUGAAAUUCUGUUCAAGUUCGGAUAUCGACCUGAGCUCCGAGCUCGUGUCAGCAAGAAGGUCCAGAUCGAGAUUGAGAAGUUCAGGGCUAAGAAUGGCAAGGCUCAAUAG
Messenger RNA from Fusarium coffeatum, 567 nucleotides. RefSeq lists its product as uncharacterized. Gene Ontology annotation, cellular component: endoplasmic reticulum. The coding region runs from base 1 to 567 and encodes 188 amino acids. Gene Ontology annotation, biological process: sphingoid catabolic process. The record is from RefSeq and is a predicted model, not a curated record. The transcript is spliced from 3 exons. Lineage: Eukaryota; Fungi; Ascomycota; Sordariomycetes; Hypocreales; Nectriaceae.